GAAAUGAAUGUUCGGAUAACUUGAGCGGGGUCGCUAAGUUGCUUGUUACUGCUUUUAUGCAAGCUGACUACAAGCCUCUCUGAUGAUUAAAGUCUAGUUAACAAUGGCACAACACCUCCCAUGUUUAGUGAGACAAGGAGAUAACAUUAAGAAAUACAAAUACUUGCUGUUAGAGAAAGACCAGGUUACUAUUGGUCGUUCUCCUGAAGUCACUCACUGUCUGCUGUCGGUAAUGGUAUCCAGAUGUCACGCAGUGUUAAAGAAACUGGCUGAUGGUUCAUGGAGCAUCACAGACAACAAGAGCCUGAAUGGUGUGUAUGUAAAUGAUAAGAAGUUGACUGCUCAAAUCCCCCACGUGUUGAAGGAUGGGGACCGGGUACAGCUGGGUAUCCCAGUGAAGUCAGGACAGCCAGCAGAGUUCAUCUUCCAGUUUCAUGCUUCCUUAAAAGUCAAGAGAACCAGAAAAGAUUCUGCAGACGACAAUAACCCAGCCAAAAAGAGACUUAAGGUGCAUGAAACAACCACCAAAGAUGAAAACUGUCCACAAGACAGUAGAGGUGAAAGAAUCUCCAACACACAAGGAUGUAUGCCAGAUUCUCCCUAUAAGGCGUACAAACUGAAGCUGGAGGCCCACCAGAAAGAGAAGGAUGCUGCUGCGGGCAUGUUCAAGGCUCAGCUAGAGGAGAUGCAGCGGAAGCUGAAGGCCAAGGAACAAGAACAGGAACUCAUGCGAGAACAGCUGGAGCAGGAGAAGCAGGAGCGUGUCUAUCAGGCUGCAGCCCUGGACCAGCUUAAGUACAAGGAGGAGAAGAUGAAGGAGGAAAUACUCAGCAAACAGGAAGCUUUGGAGAGAGAGAAGCAGGCAAUUGAGGAGAAGAUGAAGGCUGAGCUGGAGGCCCAGUUGAAGGAGCGAGAGGCGCGGUUGACAGAGUACCUGACAAACCAGCGAAACUGUCUCCUUGAGGAGAAGGGGCGAGUUCAGGAACAACUGCAGCAGGAGAUGGAUAAGGCUCUGGAGGAGAAGGACAAACUUCUCGAGGAGCAACUCAUCAAGCAGAAGGAUCAGUUGGAGAAAGUCAUCGAGGAAAAGGAGUUGAAGCAGAAGAUGCUGGAGAGUCAGCUGAAGGAUACAGUGGCAGAGAAUGAAAAGCAGAAGGAGUCGACGUACCAAACCAGGGAGGAUAUCCUUUCCAAUCUCACCGAUGUCAUGGAGUCUGAGCUGCAGUGCAGCAUCUGUAACGAGCUCUUUGUCCAGGCAACAUCUCUGAACUGUUCCCAUGGAUUCUGUGCGCUGUGCAUCAACCAGUGGAUUGAGAGGAAGAAGGACUGUCCUGUGUGUCGAGCCCCUGUCAUUGGACAACAUCGAUCCAUUGUCCUGGACAGCUACAUCGACAAGAUGGUGGAACACCUCACUGACGAGCUGAAGGAGAGGAGGAAGGAGCUAGUGAAGACACGGAAAGCUGAACAAGCCAAGUGGGAUGCCGACCACGAGACAGACUCAGCUGGGCCAUCCAGGGGUCGGAAGAAAGCUAGACUUAUAGUUAUAGACAGUGACAGCUACAGUGACAGCUCUUCAUCUGCUGAGGAUGAGAUGGAUUCCAGUGAAUCUGACGAUGGAUUGCGAGGGGCCUACUAUGGGGGAUACGGAAGAUGUUACACCUGUGGAAGAAGAGGUCACUGGGCCAGUGGAUGUCCAGAGGGCUAACAUCCAGAUUGAUCCACUUGAGUACCCCUUGGUACCAGUACCCCAAACCCAUGAACUUGACUUCUCCAAGACGGACUACUGCCUCCACCGCAACAUCCUUCACUGAAGUCAUGAAGACAUUCAGCUGGGACAAUUCAUUUCAAGGACAUUGGACUGUGUUAUGAUGAAGUGGUUUCAGAAAGAUGGGCAUAUUUAUGGUCAAGAUGAUGAAAAUACUCUCUUUGCUCUUGGGUUGAUGCAGCUGAGAUGACAUGUCCUUUGGGAUGAAGCGCUACUUAUCUAGCUAAGCUGACUGUACUCACUUCAAUACAGGCAUUCAGUUGAGGUGACUUGAAUGCUAACACUGUGGAACUAGUGGCAUUUACAGCAUUGUGCAUCCAUUAGGUGGUGAUCAGAUUACGGUUUGUUUUGUGUUUGCCCUUGGACAAAUAAUGUAUUGACUUUGACAAUGUACUUACUGAGAGUGUUGCUAUGUUGAGCUAAUAUUUGCGUAUAUUUGCAUUUAAAGCCUGAUAAGGAUAUGCACAUACAAGACAUCUACAAAGAGUAGAUGGUUUAGGCAUUGUUACAUAUUGUUCUAUGUGAUCACAUAGAUAUGUUUUGGAGGGUUCAAUUUUUUUAUUUGUCAUCACAUUCUGAAAUUGUGUAAUUGUGUGGUAUGCUACUCAGCUUUGAUUUGUCAUUCAUUUAAAAUAUACACUUGAUAUGUUAUGAAAAUGAGCUUUGUCUAUCAUUAAAACAUAAACAUAUACCAAUCCAAAGUUGAGUAGUAUCUUGCAACAAAUGAGUUAAUACGGGUGUUACAAAUUGAUGUUAUUUUCCAAUUAGUCUGUGUAACUGUUUAAUAUGCGUACAAAGAGAGGGUUUCUGGAUCUGUGUAAUGAUGACAGGUAUACCCGUUAUUAUAGUCCCUUAUGAAGUUUCUGUGUGCAAAAUAUGCAUCAUGUCAGAAAGUGUAAAAUUUCCAAAUCAUCAUCAUCAUCUGUUUGAUCACUUGUCUGAAAGUUAAGGUAACCAGUCAUUAAUUACAUCACCUUUUAACAUUUCCAGAUAAGUGUCCAAAAGUAUGACUGCUACUUUGUUGUUAUGGUGGCAAAUGUUUAGAUUCAGCCAUCUGUUCCCUUUAUGAAUGGAAGCUGUAUGCCAUGAUUAUAGGAUGAAUUAAAUACAAAUUACAGAACCGAUACAUUGAACAGAUCAGUACAUAAUGAAUGGCUUAGUCGCAAGUUUAGGAAAUGUAAGACUGUGAAGUUUGCAUGUUUCUGAGAUGUUUACACCUGGAAAAUAUUCAGGCACUGGUAACUAUACAGUUCCAAAUAAAACAUUUGAUAAAAAUUGUAGUCUGAAAUUGUAGAUGAAACUGAAAUGAAUGAGAUAGUAUGACAUAGGUUGUAACUAUUCAGUGGCAGUAACUACCCUGUUGUAUUGUUUACUUUACUUCCUUGCAUCAUAUUUAUAACCCAGUCCUUGUGAUCAGCUGCAAAAUAAUACACCAGGAACUUGAUUCUAUCUGUUUUACCUUUGUUAUCCCAGACAUUUAUCAUAGAUAAAAGACACCAGGAUGUUCAGGUUGAUAAGAGUGUUGAGAAGAGAUGUGUCCUUCAUGUGAAACAAGGAUGAGAGUGUCUUUCAAAUGCAUAUAAUUUUGUAUGCAGGUUUAUUGUAGCUUAUGCAAGUAUGAUAAGGUUCUGAAGCUUGAAUCAUUUUUGUGUGUAAAAAAGACAUUACUAUUCUUAAAUACAGUAGUAUCAUUGUAGAAGACAUUUAGAUUUGUCAAGGUUGUGGUGCCAGAUCUUAUCUUGUGUUUACUGAUUGUGAAGCAAUUCAGUUUGCAGAGUUGUGUCACUUUGUCAGGAUCUCGGUUCUAAUCUAUUAUUUGGCGAGAAUGUGGUCUGAAUGUUGUCAAUGUAUGGCCAUUAUGUCAUGAAUAUUAAUAUAUUUACACAUUAGAGUUUGUGCGUUUGAGAGCAUUUUAGAAUAAGCUUGCAAAUGUGUGAAUAUUGUUCAUGGACACUGCAAUGAUAGACGUUUUACUACCAUUUGAUGCCAUUACAUCAGCUUUUUUUAUGUGUUCAUCUAACAGAUGACAUUAGGUAUAGAUUGUACCAUUCAUUAAUUAUCUUAAACAAUAUUUUCAUAGAAUUUAUUAUGAUAUUAACUGAUUCUUUGCUUCAAGUAUCUUAUUCAAAAUGAAUAGUUCAUGAUAAUGAUGGUUUUGUCGACUUUAAAAUGGGUUGUAAUGAAUGCAAUUGGUUAGUGAACAACUAUCUCUUUUAGUUUGUUAGAGAA
Haliotis rubra (blacklip abalone) is the source of this 3994-nucleotide messenger RNA. Its product is annotated as E3 ubiquitin-protein ligase RNF8-like. Gene Ontology annotation, biological process: protein K48-linked ubiquitination; ubiquitin-dependent protein catabolic process; double-strand break repair. The coding region runs from base 104 to 1705 and encodes 533 amino acids. The transcript has 9 exons. Gene Ontology annotation, cellular component: nucleus; ubiquitin ligase complex; cytosol. Lineage: Eukaryota; Metazoa; Mollusca; Gastropoda; Lepetellida; Haliotidae. Gene Ontology annotation, molecular function: zinc ion binding; histone binding; ubiquitin protein ligase activity. The record is from RefSeq and is a predicted model, not a curated record.